Molecule: messenger RNA, 2475 nt
Organism: Apis mellifera (honey bee)
Lineage: Eukaryota; Metazoa; Arthropoda; Insecta; Hymenoptera; Apidae
Product: heat shock protein beta-1
Exons: 4
Coding region: 188-871 (227 amino acids)
Biological process (GO): response to heat; protein refolding
Molecular function (GO): protein folding chaperone
Source: RefSeq, a predicted model, not a curated record
AUUCGGUGAGCCGCGCUCAUUCUUAGGCGAGACAUCGUGUUGUACGGUUGUACGUGAUCGAAAACGAUAUUUGUAAUAAUCAAAUUCGUUCGCGAUAGCAGUGCUUCUUAUUGAUAUAUACGAGCUCGUACAUCAUUUUCAGUGGCUUUUGGUGUAAGGAAACACAAGUGUGACUUAUAGAAAAAUCAUGGCUGACAGUGGUAUCAAGCGUAAUAUUCCUAUCAAGCUCGGUGACUUCAGCGUAAUAGACACCGAAUUUUCCAACAUACGGGAACGCUUCGACGCCGAGAUGAGAAAGAUGGAGGACGAGAUGUCACGAUUCAGAAGCGAAUUGAUGAAUCGCGAAAGCAACAACUUCUUUAAGAGUACUACCAGUCGACAUCACACGAGCACCAGCGAACACCGUACCUCGACGACCUCGAAGAGCGAAGGUUGGGACAAGGUCGAUCCUGCAGCACCGCCAACGCGGUCCGCGUUCGACAGCUUCAAAAGCACCACAACGCAGAGCACUCAAAACAGUUCUCUCAGCCCCCCACACGACUCGGCGUGGCUCGACGGGUUGAACAGCCCGCUCAUUCAGGACGAAGGGGACAGCAAAUGCCUGAAACUUCGUUUCGACGUCUCCCAGUACACGCCUGAGGAGAUCGUUGUCAAGACCGUGGACAACAAACUAUUGGUCCAUGCAAAACACGAAGAGAAGACAGAGAGUAAAUCGGUGUACAGAGAGUACAAUCGCGAAUUCCUGCUGCCCAAGGGAACCAAUCCCGAAAGUAUCAAGUCUUCGUUGAGCAAAGAUGGCGUGCUCACCGUCGAGGCUCCGCUUCCGGCGAUUGGCACAGGCGAGAAGCUCAUCCCAAUUGCGCAUCAAUAGAUCGCCCAAUCGACCAGUCGAACGCACGAAAAAAACGAAUUUUUAAAAUCCCCUUCGAAAUUCCAUCAUUCGCGUGUCCAUUAGAUCGCUUCCUUCCUAUCUUUUCUAUGUGAAUCCAUCAAUUCCCGUAAAAUCCAUUUUUUUUUCUUUUUUUUUUUUUUUUUGUAAUUUUUCUUCGAGUUUAGUUUCUUUCCUUUUUUUUUUUUCUUUCUUUUUCGUUCUUUCAUUCGCUGUGAACACCCGUCUUAUCGUUCAAUUUAAUCGAGCGAUAUUUAUCCCUUUCCUUUUUAAUUCGAAGGAACAUUACGAAUUUUUAUUUUUGUUUUUAUUUUGUUUUGUUUUGUUUUGUUUUUUCUUUUUUCUUUUUUUUUUUACUUGAUUAAAACGAUCGAGAUUCAAUACCCAAUAGAUUUCAGAUUUCGAGAUAAAAGAUGUGGAAAUUGGAUUAUAAGAAAAAAAUAAAUAUAAUGAAAAAGCGAGGUUCGCAGCGAAACAUACCAAAUAUAUCUGCGAAUUAUAGUUUUUCUCCGCAAGGGAAUAUAGAAGAAAGUGUAUUCGAACAUCUUUUGUCCUUCGAACAAGUCAAAAUAUUCUAACGAUUUUAUAUCGGAUGAUAAAUAUCAAAUGUUCAGCUUUUUUUUUUUAGAAAUUUAUAUGUAUAUAUACAUAUAUAUUUAUAUAUUUUUUAAAGUUUAAAGUUUUUUGUGUUAAGAAACAAAACAUAACCUGAAAAUAUUUAUAAACAACGAUAAUCAAAUGUUAGAAAAACGAGUUCUUUAUUCGAAGUAUAUAAGAUGUCAUAAAUACAUUCAGCAUCCAUGAGAUUUGUAUAAAAAGAUUAUUCUAUACAUAUUUGAUAUGCAAUGUUUCUUUUUUCGAUCAGCUUUUUAUUGCUUUAUGUAUGUAUAUAUGUAUAUGUGUGUUUUUACGGUUGUAUCGACAGAUGGUAACUCUGAAUAACAAAGAAAGAAUCGAUUUGUUCGAAGAUCAAGUUAUGAUCAACAAAAAAAAUACGAACAUAUAUAUAUAUAUAUAUAUAUAUACACAUAAAUAAUGAUAAUCAUAAUAUAAACGACGCAUGGACGUUGUGUAAUGGUAGGAAAAUGAAAGAUAUUUGAUAAAUUAUUCUCUUUUUGGUACCAAGUAGCUUUUUGACGCUUUGAUAUGAUACUUUCUUUUUAGAAGUAAUAUUUUUUCUUUGAAAACACGCAUUGCCUUUAAUAUAAAAAAAAAAAAAUAAAUAAAUAAAAUAAAAAAAAAAUAAUUCUUGAUCUAGAUUGCUUCGUGAAAAAUUCGAACAACGUAGAAAAAAACAUUGUGAAAUAUUGUGCACCACGUCGAGAAAAAAAGAAUAUGAUGCGCGAUCAUAACGCAAAAAGGAAAGUGAUCUUUUGUGAAACGAAUAAUUUAUGUAUGUGUUAGUUUUUAGGUGUACUACAUUAAAAGACUAUAACACAAGAAUGCUUAAAAUAUGUUAAGCAUUGUAAUGAUUAUUAUUAUUAUUAUUUAUGAAUAUUUUACUAUUGUCGAGAUACGUAUAAUGUUUAAAAGGUAAUGCGAACAAUGUGAAAGUUUAAAUAAAAAUAAACUUUAAAGAUAAUUAA